UUAUAUGUUGCCGAAAUUGAGUCACUGUGAGGUCUCGACUUUGGAAAAGAACGUCAAAGAUAUCACCUUAGUGUCGUCGCUGACCGUAUCACUGUUGCUAUUGCAGUCAUGUCUGAUCUAGAUCAGCAAGAAGGGACUGCGUCUGGGCAUUCAACGCCUGCACACCCAGCUUCACCAACUCCCGAAGGUCCCCUCGAACAGUCCGGGGAUGAAGAAUCCUCACCCAGCCGAAGUCCUGAGCCUGAAGAGACACUCCCUGACGCUUCUCACCCCGAGCAAGGGGGCGCUGACGUAGUGGAUGUUGCAGAGGAUUCUAAUUGCAUUGAAUCUCAGCAAGAAGGUACUAUUGAACCUUCUUCUGUCGCUCCUACCGAGAAACCGGCAAAGCCAAAAUCCAAAGCCAGACCUCGUUCUCCAACGCCUCCGCCUCCACCUCAGCCAGCACCCAUCACGAUUCGACUCGACAUUCCUUUGGGAGGUCCAUCCAACUAUGCUGUCAAUAUUCUUGAAUGCGCAAAGGAAGCAGGACAACACCCCCCUACCCCGCCGCCAAGAAGACGCGACAGCGUCUCUGGAAGUGAGGACGAUGAUGACGAUGAUGAAAAGUCCAAGGGAGGACAGGCGAACGACACAGCUUCGAAAUUAAACAUCCCCGUCAAGCCGAGGCGUAGGAGACGACGGGCCGACCCAGAAAAUGAAUAUUACGACCUGAACGACCCUUUCAUUGAUGAUUCGGAUUUAGGUGUUGAUGCUCCAACCCACUUCGCUCAAACCAAACAGAAAGGAUUUUACGUCAAUAGUGGUGAUGUUACACUUGUUCUUGAUAGUGAAUCGAAACUGGGCAGAAAACGGAAAGCUGGUUCAGCUUCGACUACCUCAAAAUUGCCAUCAUUCCUUACCGCAGCGCGACCCGGAUUUAAUUCAUCUCGCUCCACUCUACACGGACUGGCAUCCAAACCUGAGAGCGCGUUGCAACCCCCAGAUGUCCUACCCUUUCAACUACCUGAGUUUCCAAGCCGGGACUCGGCAGCACAAGCUGACGACUCAAGCCCACAGAUUAACAGGGAAAGUACUGUAAUUUCCCGAGAACCCCCCCGUUCCGUGGGCAAUGGCACACAAGACAGUCCCAUCGCUUUGGACGACAAUGAUCAACCUGAUGCAUACUCGGAAACAAUGAACGCUUCCAGCAAACGAAUGAAGAUGGAAAACGGGGCCAGUGUCAGCAUUUCUACUCUACAGACCUCGAAUGGCACGAAAACGGACCACGAGUCUCAAAAUGGCGAUCUCUCUUCUAAAAAGAGGAAACGAAGCAGUACUGGCGACUUACUUCAUGAAUUCUCGCCUCUUAUGCAAGAGGAGUUUCGCAAGUUACAGCCCCUGGUAGCGAAAGAAAGUUUCAUUCUUAAAAAUAAAUUUCCUCCGGCUCUCCGUGCUCCACUCUCCGAGGUUGCUCUCAAAGCUGUCGAAUUGGAUGAGUAUGGCGAAAAUUUCUUCAAGUAUAUCACAGAGAUAUUUCCUUGGAACAAGUUCACCAUGACAAAACUUGUCAAGAGACUCAUAUACGAUAGGCACGUCAAGAUAAUAAAUCAUCGCAUUGAUGCUCUUUUGGAAGAACUCAAGAUCAUAGUCGAGGAAGGUUUCCUCGCUGCACAGCAAGCGCACAAAGAUGAGGAAUCAGAAAAUGCUCCCGCUGAGGUCGCAGCAAACCAAGAUGAUAUUGGUAGUGCUGCCCCCGCUAAGAGGGAGCGUGACACAGCCCGCCCUGUUCAGAGAUAUCGAUGGACAGACCCUAUCAAAAGUUGUGUAUGGCAGAUGGUGUCCCUUAAUAACACCCUGGCAUCCAUGGCCAACGUGAUGCACGAAUAUGAGCCAGGAAAUCAUCCCCUAGUUAGUGACCAAAGCAUGAGGAAGGCACUUUACCAACGGAUCGUUGGGGUGUUCCCGGAAGGCUGGAUGACUAGUGGACUCAUUUCCCGCGAAACGAGUAACAUGAAGAAGAAGGUUCAGAUGGCCGAACAAGAAGAAGAGGUUUCUGAUUAAUUGAAAGGUUGCCAUCUGAGAAAUUUGGCUGGUCAUAAUUUUUUGGGCAUCUCACCUACAGUGCUUCGUUAACUUUUUCGUUGUUAUUUGGCUCAACUAGCCUUGUAUGGGUGGCAGUGUACCAAAAUCUAUCAUUGAUUCGUUGC
Molecule: messenger RNA, 2186 nt
Organism: Cantharellus anzutake
Lineage: Eukaryota; Fungi; Basidiomycota; Agaricomycetes; Cantharellales; Hydnaceae
Exons: 8
Coding region: 109-2040 (643 amino acids)
Source: RefSeq, a predicted model, not a curated record